Messenger RNA from Rhizoctonia solani, 1329 nucleotides. RefSeq names its product Cellulase (glycosyl hydrolase family 5 protein). Gene Ontology annotation, molecular function: hydrolase activity, hydrolyzing O-glycosyl compounds. Lineage: Eukaryota; Fungi; Basidiomycota; Agaricomycetes; Cantharellales; Ceratobasidiaceae. The record is from RefSeq and is a predicted model, not a curated record. The coding region runs from base 1 to 1329 and encodes 442 amino acids. The transcript is spliced from 10 exons.
AUGACUAUUGAGUUCUACGAGGACCAGUUAGAAGGGACCAAUAGUGCCGAUAACGUUAUGCGGGUGCUGGCCAGAGAGAUUGAACGAGACGGUGUUCAUGGCGUCAGCACUCGAGAGAGAGAAGAACCAGUCGACGGUUCUUUCGGCUCGAGCUCAGACCUUCAAUGGGGUUGGGGGCGGGUGCGUGGUGGCCUAACGACUUACAACCAUUUCCCCGAAUCGGUGAAGCGGAACUUAUCCGACCUGCUUUUCUCGGAGAAGGGCUUAGGUUUAUCAUCGUACCGGUACAAUCUUGGAGGCGGAGGCCUGGGAGUAAGCACUCCUGCACGUGCCCCAGAGACAUUCUACGUCAGUCAAGGAGUUUAUAACUGGUCUGCUGAUGCACAGGGGUUAUACUUCCUCAAAGCAGCUGCCGAUCGGGGAGUUCCCCAAUUGACUGCCUUCGUCAACAGCGGGCCACGCGAUUUUACCACGAAUGGACAAUCAUGUGGUGGACUUUUCAAGACUGGCACCGAAGCCGGAUAUGGCCAGUAUAUUGCUGACACCCUUGAUCAUAUUAUCAACACUUUGCGCAUUCCUGUCUCAUAUCUCAGUCCCUUCAACGAACCGGAUAAUAGCUUUGGACCUGUUCCCUGUGGCCAGGAAGGCAUGCAAACCAACCCCAACCAACGCGCAGCGAGCAUCGCGCCUAAUAAAGAGACAUGGAUGUCGGAAGUUUGCUGCAGUGUCGGGGCAGCCGACGCAUCAGACAGGAAAUGGAGUGGGGGCUACGAUCCAACAAUCCGUGGAGGCUUACAUUUCGCUACCAUGAUGAUGCAAAGCUUUAUUGUUGUCCAGGAGACUCAUUACGACUUUGGACCCUAUUAUCAAGCAGUACGCAUGAUUGGUUGCUCUCCUCUUGGGAACCCAUCUUGUGUCAAUUCAAUCAAUACAUCUGGUUGGCAGGAUGGGUUGAUCUACUACGAUCCAAAUUACGCUCAAAAUGGGAAUUUUGCUCUCUACCUGACCAAGCACUACUGGACAAUGAAGCAUUUUGGGAAUUUCGUCAAGCCCGGGUUCGUCCGACACGCCGUCGAUGGGAGCAAUACGAGAAUAUUGGCGGUCGAGUCUGACACGCUUUUACACUUCUCGCUAUCAACCCAUACACGACCCAAACAACCAUCCCGGUCUCGUUCCAAGACACCUCGCUUCGCCUCCAAGCGACACACACGUACCGAACAUCGGCAACUGAGGAUUUCGGUCUGUUGGUCUACCAGUGCUCUCCAAUGGGUCGUGGUCGUUGAUUCUAGCUCCGACAUCGCUCACGACCUGGGUGUUCUCCAAGGUUAA